UUUCUGUUUCGUGUUGGGAAUAUAAUAUCGAAUAAACUUAUACGUAAGAUUACCCAACGAAACAGGCUACGGCUACUGAACCGAAACCACACCUCACUUGUGAAAGUACCAGAAGAGAAAGUGGUGCCACGCUAGAGCAUACACAGUCGCCCGCGGGCCGAGUAUGGGCGGGCGUAAAAAACUUUCUUUAACCCACUUUCUCGAAGACGCAAUCUCGUCGCUCAGUGUGAUUCGUCUGGUGGUCGGUAGUGGUAUGAGCCCUACCUACUCCCGGAGUCCCGUGCGUGAGUGGUGGGACGGUCGUGGGGGUACGCGUGUCGUGAAUGAAACAAGUGGGACAGUGUUUUUUUUUUGUUUUUUACACCCACCUCAGUGGUGAAGUGCAAUGUGUGACAUGCAGAAAAUGCCUACAAGAGACGAUGCCUCUUGUGAGGAAGAUUCCGAUAUGAAUUUUGCUGCGUUUAGUUCUGCCGGUACGCACUUUGUUACUACCGGCAGUCAGCUGCCUGUUACUAAGAUCCAGCAGAAUGUUUCGAAUAAUGGUUCUCUAUCACAGGUGGUUGGAAUGGUAGGCAAUAUGGGUGAGGGUAUGCAGUAUGUCCGCACCAUUGACGGCUCCUCCCUGCAGAAUACACCACAGCUCAUAACUGUGCCUAUAUCUUUGCCCGGGGCGAAACCUGGUGAUCCUCAGCCAACAGUACAGAUUCAAGUGCUCGGGCCAAACAUACAGCUCCAGCAGCAGCAGCAGCCCAAAUAUCAGAUGCAGAUACCCAUACAGGGAUUCCAACAAGGUAGUGCGUUACUGACGCUAGCAUACUCACCGGAGAAUAUCGACAAUGGACUGCUGGGGCUGGGUUCGUCGUCACUGCCCGAGGGUCUCCAGCUGCUGACGAUGCCCCAGGAGAUGCAGAUGCAGCACCGACAGCAGGACAUUAAGGAGGAAGCUACACAAAAUGUGCAUCAAGUGUUCAUAACGCCCGACCAACAGAUUGUAAUAAGUGGGCCGAACGGACAGAAAAUAUUGAACAACAACACCAGCUCCGACAACAACAACUCGGAAAUUACCAUCAAGGAGGAAGUGUGUAUUGAGGAUGAAAGUUCACAAGGCACGGAAACAAGCGACGUACAGUGGCAAAUCGACAACCCGUCGCCAGACCUCGUCAAAUAUCUCAACUCCCUCGCGCCGCAGCAAGCGCAGCAGCUGCCGCCAUCACUGCAGCAGUUUCUCCGUCUGAACCCGGCUGAUAUAAAGAAGGACGAAGCUGUCGACAACGCCAUGGACGAGGACAGGAAAGACAACAUAACCGAAGCUAUAGUCGACGAAGAUGGAAAUAUUCACAUACAGAGCAAGAAGAAGAAGAAAUACAAGAGGAAACCCCCGAAGCCGGCCGCGCCGAAGCCCGGGCAGGUGAUCAUCACUACUGCGCUCGACGGCACCCCCUUGUGGUGCUGCCCAGAGUGCCAGAUGGCUUUCCCCGAGAAGGGGGAGUUGGAGGCGCAUCUGUCGGUGCACAAGAUCGAGAGGAGGUUCAUUUGUGGCAUCUGUGGGGCGGGGUUGAAGCGCAAGGAGCAUCUGGAGCGGCACAAGCUCGGCCACAACCCGGAGCGGCCGUACGGGUGCGGCGUCUGCGGCAAGGCGUUCAAGCGGCGCGAGCACCUCAACCUGCACACCGUUAUACACUCCGGCGUCAAGACCGAGCUGUGCGGCGAGUGCGGGAAAGGUUUCUACCGCAAGGACCACCUGCGCAAGCACAUGCGGUCGCAUCUCACGCGGCGCGCGCGCGAAGAAGUCGGCCACAGCGACAUCAACAAAAGCACCGCCGUGCUGCCCGAGAUUACUAUACACGUGCCGUCGGCGGCGAACAUGCCCGUUCAGAUCAACAUCCCGCAGCACGUGAUGUCGUCGCUGGCGGCGGGCGCGCGCGACGAGUCGCAAUUGCCUAUAUUAUGAAUAUAAUAUAGGCAAGUACAUCAAUAACUUGCCUAUAUUAAAUUCGUAAAAUUUAAAAUUCGUAUAAAAUGUGUGUGGUAAAAAUUUGCAUUGUUAAGGUGGCUGCCAAAUUUAAUGACGUUAAAGGGCACACAAAACUGCGAAUUCGCAUCGCAUCGCAAAUAUCUGCGACAAAAUUCAUAAUAAAAAUGACAUCGCGAUGCGAAUUCACAUGAAUUUGCAGUUUUGUGUGGGAGCCCAAAGUUUAAUCAAACGAAUUUAAUAAAACACAACUAGAGUUGGUAACUUUUUUCAUGUACAGGUGGAGCUUACGUGCAUAAGCGUAGCGUUAAGCGAUUCAUAUCAGUGAGCGUUUUUAUAUUCAGAAAGUUACAGUUAUAUAAAAUAAAACGCCUUCUAGUCCUUUGUAAAACGAUACUUUGUUUUAUAAUGUGUAAAAGAUGUCUAGCUGUGCAAAUUUUAUAAUAUUAUGUAGUUCCAACAGGGAAAUUGGUUUACAGGUAGAUGUUUGACCUACGUUAUUUAGUCGGAUUGUGAAGUUAAAAUCGUGAUCGGCUAGGCUUUGAUACCCGACUAUAUCAUGCAUGUUUGCCACACGAUAAAAAUGUGACAGUAAAUAAUUUAAACAUGACACUGCUGCGUGAAGUAGCCAUGGAAAGUUGCGAAUGCGUUCGAAUCUCCCAACAAAUAAAAUAGCAACUGUGAUAAAGCUAAACUUUAUUUUAAUCGGCAAUAGUUUCUUAAAUUAUUAUUUUUGCCAUAAAAUCGCGCAAUCACUUUUUUAAUAUUAGAAAUCUGGGUAAAUUCGGAAAUAGGAGUACUGAUUUGUUGUUUAACCGCGCACAGU
This is a messenger RNA of Aricia agestis (brown argus), 2798 nucleotides long. Its product is annotated as zinc finger and SCAN domain-containing protein 31-like. Gene Ontology annotation, biological process: regulation of transcription by RNA polymerase II. The transcript is spliced from 12 exons. The coding region runs from base 386 to 1951 and encodes 521 amino acids. Lineage: Eukaryota; Metazoa; Arthropoda; Insecta; Lepidoptera; Lycaenidae. The record is from RefSeq and is a predicted model, not a curated record. Gene Ontology annotation, molecular function: RNA polymerase II cis-regulatory region sequence-specific DNA binding; DNA-binding transcription factor activity.